Messenger RNA from Ipomoea nil (Japanese morning glory), 1876 nucleotides. Its product is annotated as ABC transporter G family member 10-like. The transcript has a single exon. The coding region runs from base 48 to 1826 and encodes 592 amino acids. The record is from RefSeq and is a predicted model, not a curated record. Lineage: Eukaryota; Viridiplantae; Streptophyta; Magnoliopsida; Solanales; Convolvulaceae. Gene Ontology annotation, molecular function: ATP hydrolysis activity; ATP binding; ABC-type transporter activity. Gene Ontology annotation, cellular component: membrane.
CUUUCUGUUCUCUCCAUUUCAUUUUCAAUUCUCUGAUAAAAUUUUUGAUGGAUUUACCUGUGAAAUUACCAAGCUGUGAAAGAUACAAACUUGAAGCUAAAAACCUCUCCUACAGAUUCCCUCCAGAGCACAAUGAGUUCCCUUGGAUGCUUAAAAGCAGUAAAAGUAUUGGGUAUAUCUUGAGGGGUGUUAACUGUGAGGCCAAAGAUGGGGAGGUGACAGCCAUUGCUGGUCCUAGUGGAGCUGGGAAGACUACCCUGCUUGAUAUUCUUGCUGGGAAUAUGGUGCCCUCCAGGGUUUCUGGGCAUGUUUUGGUUAAUGAUCAGCCCAUGAAGGCUGCACAUUUUAGAAGAGUUUCGGGGUAUGUGACACAAGACGAGGCGCUUUUCCCUCACCUCACGGUCGAGGAAACUCUGGUGUACAGCGCGAGUUUCAGGCUGCGUGGUGGCGAGGCUAAAGACAGGGUUGCGAAGCUGGUGAAGGAGUUGGGAUUGGAGGGUGUUGCUGGGGUGAGGAUAGGGAGUGAAUCGAACAGGAUGAUCUCGGGUGGGGAGAAGCGGAGAGUGUCGAUUGGGGUGGAGUUAGUCCAUAACCCUGCUGUUCUUCUGCUUGAUGAGCCAACUUCUGGGCUUGAUUCUGGUUCAGCUCUCCAUGUGGCUUCCCUGCUAGAAUCCAUGGCUAAGAAACAAGGUAAAACCAUUGUGUUAACUAUCCAUCAACCUGGUUUCAGGAUUCUUGAGUUGUUUGACAAGGUUGUACUGUUGUCCCAUGGUUUUGUCCUCCACAAUGGAUCUUUACACCUUCUUGAGGAGAAGUUAAAGUCCAUGGGGCACUCCAUUCCCCAUCAUGUCAAUGUUCUUGAGUUCGCAAUUGAAGUGACAGACAGCCUUGAAGAAAGCCUGCAAAUGGAAGAAACUGAAGAAAGUGGCACAAUUUCUUCCCCUAAUUCCAAAGAGAAACACACUUUUCUCUCAAAUUCUCCAUUCAAGGAGGUAUUGAUUUUGAGCAGGAGGUUCUGCAGCAACAUAUUCAGAUCCAAAGAGCUUUUCUUGGCUAAGCUAAUGCAAGCCCCACUCGUCGGGUUUCUACUGGGAUCGAUUUUCUUGAAUGCUUUCCAGCACCCAAAGGAAAUGCAGCUGCAAAACCAGCUCGGGUUCUUCGCCUUCAGUCUCACCUUCCUGCUGUCUUCAAAUGUAGAAGCCCUCCCAAUUUUCUUGGAAGAGAGGAGAGUUCUAAUGAGAGAGACCUCCCGGGGAGCCUACCGGAUCUCUACCUACACCAUAGCCAACACACUGGUCUUCCUUCCUUUUCUUCUCCUGGUGGCUCUAAUGUAUGCCAUUCCAAUCUACUGGCUGGUUGGACUUCGCCCCGGUUUCGACGCAUUUCUCUACUACUCUCUAGUGUCAUGGGUGAUUUUCAUGGUGGGGAACUCUUUUGUUGCAGCCUGUUCUGCUCUGGUGCCAAACUUCAUUGUGGGAAUGUCAUUCUUGGGGUGUAUUAUUGGCUCAUUUUUUCUCUUCUCUGGGUACUUCAUUAAGAAGGAAUCCAUUCCCAAGUUCUGGCUUUUUGUGCAUUAUCUCAGCCUUUUCAAGUACCCAUUUGAGUGCUUUCUGGUAAAUGAGUAUGGAGGUGAAUAUGGGAGGUCAAAAUGUGUGCAGAAAGUUGAAGAAGGGUGUUUGAUGUAUGGCAAUCAACUACUGGAACAGGAAGGUCUUGUGGAGUCUCAGAAAUGGACCAACUUAGUUGUGAUGUUGGGUUUCAUUUUUGGGUACAGAUUUCUCUGUUUUCUCAUUCUGUGGUGUAGAUCUUACACAAGAAAACUUUGAAAACAUGUACUAAGUACUAGUAUUUGAAAGAAUAUCAAUUAAUCUUUAUG